Molecule: messenger RNA, 1614 nt
Organism: Trifolium pratense (red clover)
Lineage: Eukaryota; Viridiplantae; Streptophyta; Magnoliopsida; Fabales; Fabaceae
Product: synaptotagmin-2-like
Exons: 12
Coding region: 1-1614 (537 amino acids)
Cellular component (GO): endoplasmic reticulum
Molecular function (GO): lipid binding
Source: RefSeq, a predicted model, not a curated record
AUGGGUUUCUUCAGUACUAUAUUCGGAUUUUUUGGAUUUGGAUUUGGGAUUGCCAUUGGUCUCAUUUCUGGCUAUUAUCUCUUCAUUUACAUUCUACCCAUUCAUGUUGAGGAUCCUGAAAUCAAGCCAUUGGAGGAUGAAGACUCAGAAGUUUUGCAACGAAUGAUGCAUGAGAUUCCACUCUGGAUAAAAAACCCAGAUUUUGAUCGGGUUGAUUGGCUAAACAAGCUCAUAGAGUAUAUGUGGCCGUACCUUGACAAGGCAAUAUGCACUACUGCACAAAAUAUUGCAAAGCCCAUAAUUGCUGAGCAGAUUCCAAAUUAUAAAAUUGAUGCUGUUGAGUUUGAAGUGCUCACAUUGGGAACCCUUCCACCAACAUUUCAAGGAAUGAAAGUUUACAUGACUGAAGAGAAGGAAUUAAUUAUGGAGCCCUGCAUAAAAUGGGCUGGAAAUCCUAAUGUCAUCAUUGCAGUUAAGGCUUUUGGGUUGAAAGCAACCAUUCAGGUGGUAGAUUUGCAAGUUUUUCUUAUACCUCGUAUUACUCUGAAGCCUUUGGUUCCAAGCUUUCCUUGCUUUGCCAACAUUUAUGUGUCUCUCAUGGAAAAGCCACACGUUGAUUUCGGACUAAAGCUUGUAGGAGCUGAUCUCAUGUCUAUUCCUGGACUGUACAGGUUUGUUCAGGAAACUAUCAAAGAUCAGGUUGCAAAUAUGUAUCUGUGGCCCAAAACUUUGGAAGUUCAAAUCAUAGAUCCUACAAAAGCUUUCAAAAGGCCUAUUGGAAUUUUAAAUGUAAAGGUUGUAAAAGCAAUGAAGUUAAAGAAGAAAGAUCUUCUUGGCGCAUCGGACCCUUAUGUGAAACUAAAGCUUACCGGGGAUACUCUGCCAUCAAAAAAGACCACCGUGAAGCACAAAAACUUGAACCCCGAAUGGAACGAGGAAUUUAGUUUUGUUGUUAAAGAUCCCGAGUCUCAGGCUUUGGAUCUUAAUGUUUAUGACUGGGAACAAGUUGGGAAGCAUGACAAGAUGGGUAUGAAUGCAAUCCAAUUGAAAGAACUGACCCCUGAAGAGACUAAAGUUUACACUCUUGAGCUUUUGAAAAAUAUGGAUCCCAAUGAUUCCCAAAAUGAGAAGUCUCGCGGGCAGGUUGUUGUUGAAGUAACAUAUAAACCCUUUAAAGAGGAAGAAAUGAACAAAAGUUUUGAUAGGAUACAAUCCCUUCAAAUAGCACCUGAAGGCACUCCUCCAGGGGGAGGUCUCCUUGUAAUUAUAGUACAUGAAGCUCAAGAUAUUGAAGGAAAAUACCACACCAAUCCACAUGCACGUCUUACUUUCAAAGGGGAAGAGAGAAAGACUAAGAGCAUGAAAAAGAAUAGAGAUCCAAGAUGGGAAGAGGAGUUUCAAUUUAUGCUGGAGGAACCUCCCACUAAUCAGAAAUUACAUGUGGAAGUUUUCAGCACUUCAUCAAGAAAUUUGUUGCGUCAAAAGGAAUCAUUGGGUUAUAUUGACAUCGGUCUUGCGGAUGUUGUUACUAACAAGAGAAUCAAUGAGAGGUACCACCUUAUAGACUCCAAAAAUGGUCGCAUACAAAUAGAGAUACAAUGGAUAGCCUCAUAA